Molecule: messenger RNA, 2883 nt
Organism: Chanos chanos (milkfish)
Lineage: Eukaryota; Metazoa; Chordata; Actinopteri; Gonorynchiformes; Chanidae
Gene: sez6l
Product: seizure related 6 homolog (mouse)-like
Exons: 17
Coding region: 1-2883 (960 amino acids)
Biological process (GO): regulation of protein kinase C signaling; synapse maturation
Cellular component (GO): neuronal cell body; endoplasmic reticulum
Source: RefSeq, a predicted model, not a curated record
AUGGGAGUAAGAGAAAAGCAGGUCCAACAAAGACUACUGGAUAAAGGUGAGGACCUGACGCUACCUAAAGCUAUAGAAAUCCCUCAGCAGUUUGAAAUGUCACAGAAACAGAUAAAAAUUGUCAGAGAGGAAGAUUCACAACUAUCAGAAGUGUCUGCUCCGAAUAAGGAAACGACCAGAAAUGAUGUGAAUCCAUCUGCUCCUCGGCUGCAAACUCCUGCACCAGGGGGAUCUGCGAGAGAGAGCUCUAGAGGACCAGCCUCUGCAGGACAGGAUUUCUUACAGUCAGUUCUUGCUCAAAGGGACCAGCUGUUGGCCCAGAAGGGUGUGAUGUUUCCCACUGCCGUGCCUGCUGACCUGCUGCCCAGGCUGGGGAAAGGCCUGGAGGCUGCAGUCUUCUCCCCCGAGCCAGAGCUUCUUAGGAAAGUGCUCUCUGCCCGCAGCAGAGCUCCACACCCAACCACAUCACCUCCUGCUGAGAGGGUCACAGAGCCUCAGUCCUCCAACACACCAUCCCCUGACACUGAGGCUCCUACCAGCUCUUCAACUUACAGUAUUCACUCAAUCACUCCUCUCAUUCACACCACUUCAGACACAAGACCUGAUUCAGGCGCAGCAACUACAACGAAUUGCAUGGUCAGUUUCUCUGGCCCAGAGGGCUACAUCGAUUCAUCAGAUGAUCCACCGCUACCAGAUGGUGCUUACCUACAGUGUACAUACUCAGUGACUGUAUACACGGGUUAUGGAGUGGAACUACAGGUCAAAAGUGUGAACCUAUCUGAGGGCGAACAGCUAUCAAUACGAGGGAUUGAUGAGGGUGGAGCCUUGCUUGUGCUGGCCAAUCAUACACUUCUGGUGGAGGGUCAGGUGAUCCGCAGUCCAACUAACACCAUAUCUGUUUUCUAUCGCUCAUCUCCGGAGGGUGGGGUGGGCACAUUCCAGCUGCACUACCAGAUAUUUCGUCUGAGCUGCGCGCUGCCUCGUCGCCCUCAUUUUGGGGAGGUGUCUGUACUGGACCUGCACCCCGGUGGCACAGCCCACUUCCACUGCCACAUGGGUUACCACCUGCAGGGGGCGUCCUUCGUCACCUGCCUCAACGCCUCUCUGCCUGUGUGGAGUGACAGAGAGCCCAGCUGCCGAGCUCUCUGUGGAGGAUCAGUGAAGAAUGCCACGGUGGGCAGGAUUCUGUCUCCCUCGCCUCAUCCUGGCCUUAACGUUACCCAAGAUCGCAGCUGCUCAUGGUCUCUGGAGGCUCCUGCUGGUCAGAGGCUGCAUCUCCAUCUGGAGAGAAUGACUUUGGGACUCUCAGACAGGCUGGUUUUAUGGAGCGGUCUGGAUGCAGGUUCUGUUGUCCUGUUUGACUCCGGUCGUGGGGGUCCAAUCCCAUUUGAGGGUGUGAUUAGUGAGGGCCCAGCAGUAAGGGUCCAGUUUAUUACGGAUCUUCCCACCAGUCAGAACACUGGAUUCAGUAUCCGCUAUGAAGCUUUCGAGAAGGGUCAUUGCUAUGAGCCAUACAUUCAGAAUGGGAACUUCAGCACCACGGAUCAGACCUACAGUGUGGGGACGGUGGUGCAGUUCAGCUGUGAGCCAGGCCAUUCUCUGGAGCAGGGCCCACCUGUGAUAGAAUGUAUCAACACACGAGACCCCUACUGGAAUGACACAGAACCACUGUGUAAAGCACUCUGUGGAGGGAAUCUGUCUGGGCCGAGUGGAGUGAUUUUGUCUCCAAACUGGCCGGAGUGGUACGGUGAGGGUGAGGAUUGCAGCUGGAGGAUCCACGUUGGUGAGGAGAAGCGCAUCCUGCUGGAUGUGCAGCUACUGAACCUUAGUAACAGUGAUAUGGUGACUAUUCUGGAUGGUGAUGAAGUUACUACGCGUAUUCUUGGCCAGUACUUGGGAGGCACCAGCCCAUUUAAACUCUACUCCUCCAGCCCUGACCUGACUAUCACAUUCCACUCUGACCCAGCUGGACUGGUCUUUGGCAAGGGAGAGGGCUUCAUUAUCAACUACAUGGAGGUUUCCCGUAACGACUCAUGCCCAGACCUGCCCGAGAUCCAGAAUGGCUGGAAGAGCCCAUCGCACACCGCCCUGGUCCGGGGGACUCACAUCACCUACCAGUGUGACCCAGGAUACGACCUGGUGGGAAGAGAGACUCUGACCUGUCAGCUGGAUCUAAACUGGAGCACACAGCCGCCCUUCUGUGAGAAAAUAAUGUACUGUUCAGACCCAGGACAUGUGGAGCACUCCACCCGCACUCUGUCUGACCCCAAACUCCUGGUGGGGACCACAAUCCAGUAUACCUGCAGUCCAGGCUUCAUCCUGCAGGGCGGCGCCACUCUGACAUGCUAUGGUCGAGAGCCAGGAACCCCAGUGUGGACGUCACGCCUGCCACACUGCGUCUCGGAAGAGUCUGUCUCCUGUGAGAAUCCUGGUCUCUCAGAUAAUGGUUACCAAAUCCUGUCAAAGAGGCUUUAUCUGCCUGGAGAAUCUCUCACCUUCGCAUGUUACCAAGGCUAUGAGCUCAUAGGAGAGGCUGCCAUCAAGUGUAUCAUGGGAAACCCUUCUUAUUGGAGUGGGCCAUUACCUCUCUGCAAAGCUAACCAUGACUGCUUCGGCAACCAUGCCUUGGCAGUUGCAGAGGCAGCGGGAGAUUCAUCUCUGGAUGGUGGUAGUAUGGCCAUCACCAUAUUUAUCUUAGUUCUUCUUCUUUCAGUCCUGCUGGGAGGAGCCUAUAUCUACAUGACCAGGUGCCGUUAUCACUCCAACUUGCGCCUGCCUUUGAUGUACCCUCACCCCUACAGCCAAAUCACCGUGGAGACAGAGUUUGACAAUCCUUUGUAUGAGACAGGAGGGGACACAAGAGAAUAUGAGGUAUCAAUAUGA